AUCAGUCUGUGAUUACUCUUCUCGCUCGAUCUGAUAUACCCCCGGGCUUGACCGAGUCGGGGAACGAAGAGAUUUAGAAUAAUAGGCAGAAAGUUAGACGACGAUCGGCCUCAGGGAGCUCAAAUUCCGGAUCCCUUCUCGGGCUGCUCUCCAACUUUCAGUCGCGACCAGAUCAGCCUGUCCUUUAUUCUUCUGCCAUGCGAUAGCUUGCCCCUUUCAAAGCUUCGACGCUGCAAGAUUAGAGACGUUCAGUGAAAGACACAAUGUCUUCUGAUUUGGAGAGACAGAUCGUCCAGGCAGUCGACAUUGCCGCCGGACCGCCUUCUGCGGCUGGGCCUAGCGCCGCAGAUCCAAACCUGCGAAACCAAGCCUUGGAGUUCUUGAACAACCUCCAAACCAUCCCGGAUAAGUGCUGGACGCCAGGAUGGAACCUCUUUACAGCGGGGACUAGCUCGGAAGGUGGUGCGGAGAGGAAUAGUCCGAAUGCUAGAAUGUUCGGCUUGUCUUUGGUCACGUCCUUCUUGGAAGUCGCAGAUCCUGCAAAUCCAGCGACAGGGGGCGCAGUACAGUUCCUGCAAGAAGCUGUCCUCAAAUAUCUUCACGACGAGUUUGUGGUUGGCCAAGGGGAAGCAGGUCUUACAUUCAUCAAAAACAAACUUGCGCAAACAAUCACGCACCUCCUCGUCCAGACAUACACGCUUCCGACGCCCUCGACUUUACUUCCUCAACUUCUCAACUUGCUCCGUACACAUCCACCCGGCUCACCUUCCACGUCCGUCUCUCCGCCGCCGCUCAACGCGGUCGCAUGCGAUAUACUCCUUGCCACACUCCACGACCUCUCCCUGACGCUUGGCUCCGACGUCAGCAUCCGCGCUGCCAAGACGAAGGAAGCACUGGCGCGGGACGCUCAUGUGAAAGAUGAGAUCCGAGCGCACCACGCCUCAGCUUUGGUGGAGGAGGUAUGGUGCAUCAUUGAAGAGUGCUCGACUAAGGUCAGCAAUGGGUCAGGCGAGCGUCAGGUGAAUGGUCCGACGCAUUCUCUCGGUGCGAGCAAUGCAGUCGACUUGCUUGUUCAAGCAGUUCACGUCGCUGGAGACUAUGCGUCUUGGGUGGACAUCUCGUUCAUGGUCACGCCGAGGACAGUACAGCUUCUCCUGUCGUUGCUUCACCAUCAGAUUCCGAAGCUGAGAGGGGCCGCAGCGGAUGCGCUGCUAGAGAUCGUGCUCAAAGGGAUGAAGCCGGAGGAUAAGAUGGAGCUGCUAAAUGUUCUGGGCUUAACAUCAAUCAUCUCAUCUCUCGAGUAUGCAACACGCACGAGCGGCACAAAUGCCCAGCUCCAGGGGUUAGGCUUAGGGGAAAAGACGAACGGUUUCCAUGCGACACCGGAAGCAUCCAGCGUGGAAGGGGUCGAGUUCAGGGAGAGCAUCGCCAAAUUAGCCGAUGGCAUCGCCACUGAGCUUGCAAAGGUCGUCGAGGACGCCAAUGGGCCCGAAGUAGCGCCGACGAGACUCGCAGCAGCCGAAAUGCUCGACAACCACAUGUCUUUGGUCCUUUCCUUCCUCGCAGAUGAAGACGAUGGACCUUCCGAGCAGGUCAUCCCUUGCAUACAUACUGUCCUGGGCGCGUACAAAAAGCUUAAGCGCCGCACGACAGAUCCAUCGAUCACACAGAACUCGGCGAACUUCAUGCGCAACUUGAUGGCUGUCACGCUGCAGAAGAUGAAGUACGACCCGGAUGCAGAAUGGACAGGGAUCGGCUCGGACGAUGCUGAGGCUGAUGAUGAUGAAACAGACGAGGACGAAUCUGCUUUCAAAGAGCUGCGCAAGAGUCUCAAGCAGAUUGCUGCGGCUGUCGCCGGGCUGGACGAGGGACUUUUCGCGGCGUCAGUGCAAGGUAUCAUCUUUAGCACGCUGCAGCGUUUCGAAACGAGCACAACCGGGGGAGCAACUCCACCGACAUGGCAGGAAAUGGAGAUGGCACUCUACGCGACGUGGUUCUUCGGCGAGACGUUAGCUUCUGCUACGGGCCAAACCAAGUUCGGCUUGACGCCCGCAGCCUUUGUCGACACUUCAGAUUUGCUAAACUCUACAGGCAGGAAAGGUGCCCCUAAGAUGAGCGUAGAUACGCUACGGUCGUUACCUUUGAACAUCCUCGGAGAGACCAUCGCCCGCCUGGCCCAGUCCAGCGUGGCAUCUUUUGCUCAUCCAGCGGUGCAAUUGCAGUUCUUCGAAUGUCUAGUGAGGUACUCGGCGUUCUUUGCGGUGCAGCCUCAUGUUCUACAGCGCGCACUCGAGCCUUUCCUGGAUGCUCGAGGCAUCCACAAUCCCAAAAAGGGCGUACGGCACCGCGUCAAUUAUCUACUGUCCCGCUUCGUACGAGAAACGCGUUUGCAGAUCCCUCACGAUCUGGUCAGUACCGUGUUGGAGAGCAUGCAAGUUGUGCUCGUGAUCAACGCUAAGCUCCCAGAUGUCAACCCCGGCGAAGACCCUCUAGCAAAAGCAACAGACAAGGCCGGUUCUUUCGAUAGCCAGCUGCAUCUGUACGAUCUCAUUGGCAUCCUUUUGGCGCUCUUGGCACAGGAGCCAGAUAAGCAGACCAGCCUGUUGGCUGCGAUCAUUGCACCGCUCUCGUCCGGGCUGGAGCAGGCCGUUCAGCGCUUCGAGGCUUCAGGCAGGACAGACCUGGUGCAAGUUCUACAAGCACAUCACCUCAUUCUCGCGAUGAGCAACCUUGCAAAGGGUUUCCCAGACGCCACGUUUUCGACCAAUGCAGAGAAUGGCACCCCGCCUGCAUGGGUCGAUGCUUUCAAGGCCAUUACCGAGCAGAUCAUGGCCGCCGUCAGCAGCCUUCGGCAGUACUACGUUGUCCGAGAAGCCGGAAGGGGCGCCUUUGCCCGCAUCGUGUCGACGAUCGGCCGUGCGGCUUUGCCAUUUGUACCCACGCUUAUCGAUUCGCUUCUCAGUGAAGUCACGUCCGUGGAACUGGUAGAUUCACUCAACUUCCUCGGCCUCGUCGUGCAUCGAUACAAGGGCGAUGUGCGAAGUGUCAUGGACGACAUUCUCUUGCUUCUCAUCGAGCGCAUCUUCUUCUUCCUCAAUCAACCUGUCACGGGCACGGAUGACUCUGUUGAGCGCACAGAGUUGCAAAAGGCGUACAUUGCCCUGAUCCACGCGAUCAUUCAGUCUGGCCUCGACGGUGUCCUCGUGUCGGAGAAGAAUCAAGGCCAGCUGCAAACGCUCCUGCAAAGCUUGGUCUACUAUGCUGGAAAUGCGACUGACAGGACUUGUCAACGAUCUGCGGUCACGACGCUGAGCGGCAUCGUUUUCCAGUGGGGAAGCACCAUGCAGGGAUUUGAAACAUUCAUUUAUGAUACUCUUGUUCCUUUGGUAUUCGAGACUCCCGCCAAGCCAGACUUCGACCUCGCGGACGCGCAAUCCCAACAGGUGCUCGGGGAGCUGGCCAGCUUGAUCAAAAAGAUCUAUGCCACCCGCGGCGAGGAAGUGCUGAACUUCCUCGUCACCUCCUAUUUCCCGCGCAUCAACUGCCCGCCUGAACUCGCGCAAGAGAUGGCUGGUGGUCUCAAGAGCCAGGACGUCAAAGCAUACAGGAAGCAGCUCCAAAAGUUUGUCAACCUCUCGACGGGCCGGUCGUAAAUCGUACAUCAUGUAUCGAUAAUUGCAUGACAUAACUUCAAAUGCAU
Tilletiaria anomala UBC 951 is the source of this 3700-nucleotide messenger RNA. RefSeq lists its product as uncharacterized. Lineage: Eukaryota; Fungi; Basidiomycota; Exobasidiomycetes; Georgefischeriales; Tilletiariaceae. Bases 264 to 3653 code for a protein of 1129 amino acids. Gene Ontology annotation, biological process: tRNA re-export from nucleus. The record is from RefSeq and is a predicted model, not a curated record. Gene Ontology annotation, cellular component: nuclear matrix; nuclear pore; cytoplasm. The transcript has 5 exons. Gene Ontology annotation, molecular function: tRNA binding; small GTPase binding.